This is a messenger RNA of Corapipo altera (White-ruffed manakin), 2181 nucleotides long. It is a transcript of the gene F2RL3, whose product is annotated as F2R like thrombin or trypsin receptor 3. Lineage: Eukaryota; Metazoa; Chordata; Aves; Passeriformes; Pipridae. The record is from RefSeq and is a predicted model, not a curated record. Gene Ontology annotation, cellular component: membrane. Gene Ontology annotation, biological process: phospholipase C-activating G protein-coupled receptor signaling pathway; positive regulation of Rho protein signal transduction; thrombin-activated receptor signaling pathway. The coding region runs from base 1 to 1248 and encodes 415 amino acids. Gene Ontology annotation, molecular function: thrombin-activated receptor activity. The transcript has 2 exons.
AUGCGUAAGCAGGGUCACUGGUGCUGCGAUUCCCAUACAGCUCUGACACUGCAGUGGGGCACUGGAUCCUGCACCAGGAUGGGCAACCUUGGGAAUGGGUGGAUGUCUCACAGGCUCCUACUGUGCUGUGCCUUCUGGGGACUCCGAGUGGCCUGUCAGGACUACGAUGAUUACUCUCAGAACAGCACCAACGACCAGGACAAGACUCCAGAGACCACCCCGUGUCCCCGAGCCAUCCCUGGGGACAAGGCCACCGUGAACAACAUCACAUACCUGCUGAUCCCUGAGGCCACACGCUCCCAGCUGGGUAGCGCCCUCACUGUGCGCCUCAUCCCUGCCCUCUACACCCUCGUGUUCCUGGUGGGACUGCCCUCCAACGGGCUAGCCCUGUGCGUCCUGGCCACCAGGGCAGAGAGGCUCACCUCCACCGUGUUCCUGAUGAACCUGGCUGCUGCAGACCUGCUACUCGUGUUGGUGCUGCCCUUCAAGAUUUCCUACUAUUUCCUGGGGAAUGACUGGCCCUUCGGGGAAGGGCUGUGCCGGCUCACCACGGCCCUGUUCUACGGGAACAUGUAUUGCUCGGUGCUGCUGCUCACCUGCAUCAGCGUGGACCGCUACCUGGCUGUGGUCCAUCCCUUCUCUUCCCGUGCUUUCCGCACCCCUGCCUUCGCCGCCUGGACCUGUGUCACUGUCUGGUUCUGCUCGGUUGUGCUCACCCUGCCCCUGGCCCUGCAGCAGCAGUCCUACCCCCUGCUCGGGGCAGAUCUCACCCUCUGCCACGACAUCCUGCCCAGGCAUGAGGAUGACGGGUAUUAUUUCUACUACUUCGUGUGCCUGAUCGCCUGCGCCUUCCUGCUGCCGCUGCUGGUGGUGCUGUUCAGCUACUGCUCCGUGCUGCGCGUCCUCCUGCACGGGGGGAAGCGCUACUCCUACCCCAUGAAGCUCACGGCGUUGGUGGUGUUCACCCUCGUGGCCUUCUACACUCCCAGCAACGUUCUGCUCUUGGGUCACUACUCCAGCUACUGCUCCAGGCUGUACGGGAAGCUCUACAUCAGCUACAUGGUGAGCCUGGCCAUCAGCACCUGCAAUAGCUGUGCUGACCCCUUUGUCUACUACUAUGUGUCAGAAGACUUCAGGGAUAAGGUCAGGAAAAGGUUCUUCAGGAGCAGCAAGCAAAACAGCACUUCCCUGAAGACCUCCAAGUUCUCCAAGGAAACACUCCCCCGUUCCAAACACUCCCUGGUAUAAAGCCCCCAACCCAGCUCCUGCUCCCAGGGCACUCCCAACACACAGUGGGGAUAAAGAGGAAGACAACACUGGAAUUCCACAAGUUUCAUCCAGGAACCAAGUCCUUUUUCCUGUCUGCACAGCAAAGAGUGAAUAAACCUGGGCUGUGGGAUUCUUUGUGGUGUGAGAUGCUUAGUGCUGAACUCAUACAUCAACUACUGGGACACUGCAACUUCUCACCUGGUCAGGUAUCACCAGGGAUACUCUUGCUGAUACACCCAGGGCUGCUUUUUCUGACCCUGCCAGCUGAUUGCUCUCUGCCUUCUAGCUCUGCUCCUGCUCCUUAAACACAUCUUCCCUUCACCUAAAACUGAAAAAGACCAGGCAUUGCAAAACCAAAUUUCUAAAUUUCAAAAGAUUCAAAAGUUUCAAAAGAUACUCUCCUGGACUGAAACAGUCAAGAGAAUGGUUUUUCUAGGAAAGACAUUAUUGGCUUGAUUCAUAAGCAACCCCACAGUAAUGUCAGCUCAUUGUUGGUAAAAAGCGUAGAAAUCCCAUUCACUCAUCCCUGUUUUUGCAAAUGACCCUUGACAUCCGUCAUUUCUUUGGGGCAAAGAUUGUAUUAAUAGAUUUUUUAAAAAAAUUAUGUCUCUUGAAGGGCAAUAUUAAAGUAGGGAUUGAGCAAGCUCUUGCUCUAGGACUCCAUACUUCUUUUGUGUAAUGUCACCCACAACCAAAAGCUGAAAGAGAUGCUCAGGCUUGUUGCUUAUUGGAAUCUGUUGCAAAUUCACCAUAUUUAUCAAACUGCAGCAGGUUCAUCUCUCAGACACAACUGGGGCAUAGGUCCAGUAAGAAGCAAGGUAGAAAAUGAACAAUAGCCCUCCUUAAAGUUCCUGAAUUUUUUUGUUUUCCUGUUACAGACUUGACGGCGUGAAUAAAAAGAGGCAGACAAGA